Macadamia integrifolia is the source of this 519-nucleotide messenger RNA. Its product is annotated as gamma-glutamyl peptidase 5-like. The record is from RefSeq and is a predicted model, not a curated record. NCBI's taxonomy places the organism in Eukaryota, Viridiplantae, Streptophyta, Magnoliopsida, Proteales, Proteaceae. Gene Ontology annotation, cellular component: cytosol.
CUGUUCAAAUUUUGGCUAUUUUUACGAACCUGACAGUAUAAGUACAAGCAUAGCAAAACACAGAGCACUCUGCCUCUUGCAACUAAGACGAGAGAGCUAUUCGCUUCCCUUGAGAAAGCGCGAGGGAGGCGACGCGAACACCGGAAAAUUAGCGCAUUUGAAGGACGGCGGCAGCGGCGGUGGCUCUACUCUGAAGAGAAAGCUGAGAUAGAGAUGAGUGAGAAGAGAUUCGCCGUCCUUCUCUGCGCUGAGGAUUCGGAUUUCGUGAAGAAGAUGUAUGGGGGAUACUCUGGAGUAUUCGUUGGAAUGUUGGGAGAUGGAGAGAUUUGGGACUUUUACAGAGUCCUCUCUGGUGAUUUUCCUCGGGAAGAGGUUCUGGAUUGCUACGAUGGAUUUGUGGUCUCCGGUAGCUGUAGCGAUGCUCACGGCAAUGAUAUCUGGAUCUUGAAACUUGUCAAUCUCUUGAAGAAGUUGGAUUUCAUGAAGAAGAGAAUCCUAGGCAUCUGUUUUGGUCACCAG